Molecule: messenger RNA, 621 nt
Organism: Suillus plorans
Lineage: Eukaryota; Fungi; Basidiomycota; Agaricomycetes; Boletales; Suillaceae
Exons: 2
Source: RefSeq, a predicted model, not a curated record
CGUGGAAUCGUUAUUUCGUCUUGCGGAUCCACUGGAAGAAAUUCUGAGAGCAUCGGCCGUUUGAAACGCCUUGUUGAAAUGGACAUCUUCGAUUUCGUCUUCUCCUUUGCUGGUGUAUCCACGGUGGACCCACUUGUUGUUCCAGCACUCAGUCGCUUUGUGGAAAACGUGUUUGUGUAUGACAUGGGUUUAUGGGCCGCCCUAGAACGAUCGUUUGGCGAAGACAAACAUGCCCUAAACACCACCCCUGUCAUGUUGUCAUUCGCAGAAUAUAGGAAGGGCCCCGACAAUACAAGAGAUCGUGUUGUCCACACUCGUGUCUUGGCUUACUCUAACUUCAAGGAUGCUAGACCAUGGGGCUUCGAUAUCUAUCGGUGUUCCAAUCCCACAUGCGGUGCCCGUGCUCAUGACAUGAUCUUCCACGCUGAUGGAAAGCAGUAUUAUGGAAACAAGUGGAUGCAAACAAAGAUGAAGACAACUUGCAUGAAAUGCAACCAGACGCGUCGGAAAAUCGCCACUCCACCGUGGAUCAAUUCGUGCAGUAUUGAAAACAUGGGGCGUUGCUGGUACACAUGGCCUCUCACUCUCGCACAGCGCAUUGAUCUCGGGAUCACUGACUGA